AUGUCUCUUGGACGAACCUUCAAGCUCAAUUCGGGCUAUGACAUCCCCGCCGUCGGUCUCGGCACUUGGCUCUCCAAGCCUCAUGAAGUUGAGCAGGCGGUUGAAGCUGCUCUUCGCCAAGGAUACCGUCACAUUGAUGCAGCUGCGUGUUAUCAGAAUGAGAAUGAAGUAGGAAAUGGCUGGAAGAAGUCAGGUGUGCCUCGUGAGGAGAUCUUUAUUACUAGCAAGCUCUGGAACACCCAUCAUCACCCCGAUAACGUGGAGGAGGGCCUCAACAAGACAUUGAAGGACCUGCAGACCGACUACCUGGAUCUGUAUCUGAUUCAUUGGCCAACUGCAUUUGCUUAUACCAACGAAACUCUCACGCCAACGGACCCGGUGACGAAGCGAUUCCGCUUAGCCGAUGUUCCGGUCUCCGACACUUGGGCCGCCCUAGAGAAGCUCGUCAAAGCGGGCAAGAUCCGAAGCAUUGGAAUCAGUAACUUCACAAUCAAGGCGACUGAAGAUCUGCUCAAGACUGCAGAGAUUCCUCCUGCUGCCAAUCAGAUUGAGGCUCAUCCAUAUCUUCUUCAACCGGAACUCUUUUCCUACUUGAAAGAAAAGAACAUCCUUCCGGUUGCCUAUAGCCCGCUGGGCAACAACAUCUUUGAUCUACCACGAGUUGUCAAUGACCCUGUGGUCGAGGAUAUCGCCAAAAAACUGAAUAAAGACCCUGCGCAAGUUCUCAUCUCAUGGGCUAUCCAGCGCGGUUCUGCGGUGUUGCCAAAGAGUGUGACGCCCUCGCGCAUUGAGAGCAAUUUCCAAGAUUUCGUCAUCCCCGAUGAGGAGUUUGCCGCACUAAACAAGCUGGACAAGAACGCCCGGUACAACUAUCCGUUCCGUUGGGGAGUUGAUGUUUUCGGAGAAUUGGGUGCUGCUGAAGCUGAGCGACGUGCUGAGGAGCAUGCUGCAAAACAGAGAGCUGCUUAA
Penicillium canescens is the source of this 969-nucleotide messenger RNA. RefSeq lists its product as uncharacterized. The coding region runs from base 1 to 969 and encodes 322 amino acids. Gene Ontology annotation, molecular function: aldose reductase (NADPH) activity. The record is from RefSeq and is a predicted model, not a curated record. The transcript is spliced from 7 exons. NCBI's taxonomy places the organism in Eukaryota, Fungi, Ascomycota, Eurotiomycetes, Eurotiales, Aspergillaceae. Gene Ontology annotation, cellular component: cytosol.